Emiliania huxleyi CCMP1516 is the source of this 1580-nucleotide messenger RNA. RefSeq lists its product as hypothetical. The record is from RefSeq and is a predicted model, not a curated record. The transcript has a single exon. Bases 24 to 1364 code for a protein of 446 amino acids. Lineage: Eukaryota; Haptophyta; Isochrysidales; Noelaerhabdaceae.
CCUUGCAGCUUCGGCAACCGGAGAUGGACCUCGAGAGCCGUCCAUUAGGCGACGGCGAAAGAGCGAGGACACACCGAAGUACACCGACGCUUCUACGGUGGCAGCGCGUGGUGGAGCUCGCUUCCACCACGCCUCCGAGCGCUGAGGAGGGCACACCACGCGCCGUGCAAAGGCGGUGGCUGGCCGAGUCCUUUGACAAUGCACAGCAACGCCGGACUAGUGGAGAGGACUACGACGGGCCGGCAUUGGCACGGCAGGUUGACAUCGCUGGCGGACGCACUGCUCGCUCGUUCCCACGAGCUGCAUUUUGUGGCGCUUGCCUCGCACUAACUGCGCUCUGGGUGGCCAUGCCAAACGACUGUCCCGGUCCUUCCCCGCCACCGGCCGUCCCACUGGCCUUAGCAGACCUGGGCAAGGUGAACAAGACCGGGCAGCUGACCAAGGGCCAAACUGCCCGGACGACCAGGCUCGUCGAGAUUACGUUCGACUUGGUCCCAGCAAGGCCGGGUCGCCGCGUGCUGCUCCAGGUCCCAGCAAGGCCAGUCGACUCCAACGUCACGUCGGAGGAGUUGACCACCGUCCUUCAGGCCGCCCUGCCGCCCGAGGUCGACCCGGCGGCGGUGCGGCUGCUUCGGAGAGGGAGCGGCUUUGCGGUUUCCAUCUCCUCGCGACAGGUCGAGAUGGGCGACGUGCUCGCGGUCCUCCAAUCCCAGCUUUUUGCGGACGAAAUCCACUCACGAGACAUGCGGGUCGAGAACAUCCAGGUUGGCAGCGUCGCCUCCCUCCGCCUCGAGCCGCCCUCGGCACCCACGCCACCGCCGCCGCCCGAGUGGCUCGACGACCUCUGGAAAUGGCUCGAUUCGUUGCCGCCGCCGCCGCCAGGGCACCUGCCGCCGCCGCCGCCGCCGCCGCCGCCGCCGCCGCCGUCGUUAGCACACUCCCUCGUCCACGAGGAACUGGUGCUGCCAGUGUCGCUGUUGAGCGUCGCUCUCUUGGCCGCUGCAGCCUACGUGCGGCGGCGCAAACGCCGCGCCACGCCCGACCAUCCACAUUGCCGGCGCAGCGCGGGCUCGCUCAAGGGCGGCGAGCUGAGCGAUGGCACCGACUGCGACUCGUCCGACUGCGAAUCUCGCGCGUCGCCACUAAAGUUGGACCUAACGGCGCGCCAUGGGAGAGAGCUGGACGUCGUGACCAAGAGUUUGGGGGUUGGGCCGGGAGUCACCGACAACGCCGUGGACAACCGGUCGAGCCCGGCGCCGCGUUGGGCGCGAAUGAUGAAGGCUUUGGCUCACACCAUAUUGUGCCUGCCGCGGGAGGAACAGCUGGCAACACUGACAUACGGCCCGUCGCUGGGGCUCCUCUAACCGCGAGGUAUGAUGUGCACCCUCGUGCCUUUCGUUGAUCGUCCGGCGGCACAAAAUCGUGGACACCCCCAAUCCCCCAUGCUAGGCGCGUUUUUCAGAGGUUUGGGGGGAUCGCGGGAUGACACAUGCAGCGAGCCCGGGAGGUCCCCUAGAUUUAAUCUACUAGAUAUCCAUCCCCUGUUGUGAGAUUUUUUAUUUCAUAUUUAUUGGAUACGU